UAAAUUCUUGUGUGAUCAUUCGUCGCGCCAUUUAGCUUCUGAUAGUCGACUCGAGAGCUUGUCAAUCAGUGUAGUGCAGUGACUAAGUUUGUGAUUUUAUUUUACUUUUAUUUAUUUUUUCAGUAUGACACGCGUUUGCGUAGUUGGAGCCGGUGCGGCAGGUCUCUGCGCCGCUCGUCAUCUCCUGGUAACUCCGGGCGUCGUCCAAGUUGAUGUGUUAGAGCAAUCUGGAGCACUAGGUGGCACAUGGGUGUAUACCGAGAACGUAGGAUAUGACGACUUCGGUCUGCCAAUACAUACCAGCAUGUAUAAGAGUUUGAGAACGAAUCUACCUAAAGAAAUAAUGGGCUUCCCAGACUUUCCUGUACCGGAGAGCGAGAAAUCCUAUCUGCCCGCAAAAGAUAUGCUGGCUUUUCUUCAGCUGUAUGCUGACAGAAAUGGCGUUACUAAACACAUCAAAUUCAGGCAGCAUGUGCAACUAAUUAUACCUAAGGCCGGACCCAAGAAUGAGUUGUGGGACGUCACAUACAAAGAUUUGGGCACCGGUGUGUGUGUGACUAGCGAGUAUGACUACGUCUUUGUGUGUAACGGUCACUAUAAUACUCCGUUCAUACCUAAUAUACCAGGGUUGAAGAAGUUUCAAGGAGAUGUAAUGCACAGCCACGACUACAGAGUACCUGAAAUAUUUACGGGCAAGCGGGUACUCGUCAUUGGGGCUGGUCCAUCAGGCAUGGACAUAGCUUUCGAAAUCACUAGAGUGACCACAAAAGUCAUCCUUAGUCACCAUUUAAAAGAAGAGCCGAAAAGCCAAUUUCCUGACAACCUAGUACUAAAACCAGACGUUGUGAAACUGGAUGGAAAGAAAGUCACGUUUGCGGAUGGCACUGAAGAUGAAGUCGAUGUUGUUUUCUUGAGUACUGGUUACCUAUACAAUUUUCCGUUCCUACACGAAUCAUGCGACAUAGUAGUGGAGGACAACUGCGUGGAGCCACUUUAUAAGCAUCUCGUAAAUAUUCAUCACCCUACAAUGUGCUUCAUUGGAGUACCAUACUAUGUUUGUGCAUUCUCUAUGUUUGACUUGCAGGUUCGUUAUUAUGUGAGGUCAAUGACGGGUGUCUUUAAACUUCCUUCUUCCAAAGAGAUGAUACAACAUUGGGAAGAAGAAAAGCUGGAACGAGCAGCUCGAGGAUACACUAAGCGGCAAGCGCAUAUGAUGGGACCUGAUCAGGAGCGAUACUACGCAUCUCUUGCAUCCGAGGCGGAUACGGAUAAUCUACCGUCCGUAAUUACCAAGAUACGUGAAGAAAGCUCGCUUCGUUUCCUCCACAACAUUCAAAGCUACCGACAGGAUGUGUAUAAAAUAAUAGACGACGACACAUAUGAGAUUAUAAGUAAUGGGAAAAAAGAAAUUCUUUGUUGACCCUAUUUAUAAAUUAUUUAUGAACUUAAACACUUCCAAAUCAAAUUAUUGCUAAAUUUUUUAUUAUGAGUAAUAAUUUGGACUGGUGAUUUAUAUUUUUAAUGUCUUUUUGUAUAUAUGGGUAAUCAUUGCUCAAAAAACUAGUUAGAUAUUGGUGCAAAUUUUUAUCUAUAAGUAUUUGCUGAUAAAUUAUUAGUGAUGGUUUAAGUAAAUGUUAGAUGUAAGUUGUCCAUGUCUCGAAGUAUAUGUAUGUGGGCAGAAAUGUAUUAAAUAAAAUAAAGAUGAAUAAAACUCCAA
Molecule: messenger RNA, 1717 nt
Organism: Pieris rapae (cabbage white)
Lineage: Eukaryota; Metazoa; Arthropoda; Insecta; Lepidoptera; Pieridae
Gene: Fmo-1
Product: senecionine N-oxygenase
Exons: 8
Coding region: 125-1420 (431 amino acids)
Molecular function (GO): N,N-dimethylaniline monooxygenase activity; flavin adenine dinucleotide binding; NADP binding
Source: RefSeq, a predicted model, not a curated record